Messenger RNA from Peronospora matthiolae, 1860 nucleotides. Lineage: Eukaryota; Oomycota; Peronosporomycetes; Peronosporales; Peronosporaceae. The record is from the annotation of a GenBank genome assembly.
AUGGAUAAAUCCUUCCUUCACAUAGAUAUUUUGCACUUGAAGGAGCAAUUGGCUCAGUCUCAGGAGGAGAUCGCAGAUGGACUGUCUUCGAUCAGCGAUCUCAUGCAACAAGUGGAUGGUUUGACUUCCCUAGAGGGUCAGUUGGCACUUUUGCAGGCGGAGAACGCCAACCUACGUCGUCAUCUUGCGGAACACCUCGAGAUAUACGACCAGUUGCAGGUGGUGGAGCAUGAUCGGGAUCAGGCUAUAGCUGAACACCGAGCUCUCCUCGACACACUGAACAGUGCUAUACUCGGAUCCCGGUCGUCUGCGUUGAUCGCUCGAUCGACGCCUAAGAGUGCUACUCCGGUCGGAUCGGCCCCUGCUCCCACUACCCCGGGAUCGAGAUCGCUUGCCCGUAGGUCCAGAUCGGGAUCGUCCGGCCCGCCUGCCAAGCGUCUGCGUAUUCAACCAAAGUCACAAUCCAGUGAUUCUUCCACCGCCCGUGUGGCUUCCCGGAUAUUGUCGUUGAACCCUUCAAUACCCUUAAACAAACUUCCCGGAUUGGCCCCACCCGAGCCUCCACCCAAUUCUUCUUGUUCUCUGCUUUCGUCCGCUGCUUCUGGGACUGGAUCGGGAAGUGAGGAGCUGACCGAGUCGGAUUCUAGCUCGGAUGAUUUGACUCGUGCUGCAUUAUCCCAAUCGAGAUCGGCCUCUCGUCGUCAACCUAGAUCGGAUGCCCGAUCUUCGACCCCGAACCCCUCUCCGGCCACUCGGGUUGUUCCCGCUUCUCCAGCAGCUACUGCGUUGGCUCAAGCACUGUUGCGUUCGCCUUCUCCAGACGUUCCGGAGCCUCGUUAUCUUUCGUACCCAUCCACUCCGGUCGCGGCUGUCCCCGUAGUCGAAAUUCAAGAUGAUGGCGGCGUAGAAGACGUGGAGGUAUCGCCAACAGGGGAGACACACAGCGAGACUGGCUCUGUUGGUCCGCCUCCGGAGUCUACUGCGCUUUCGGAUCGCCAUUCGUCCGAUAGCGAAAACAGCAUUACCCUUCCGGCACGCCAAGUGGCUAACAGUGUUUUCUCUUCCGUGGACUUCGACAAUCUUCCGCCACUCCAGCAACCACGGGAUCGGUGGAUUCCCAACUAUCUGGCGCCCUCCCGACGGGUAGCUUCCGAGAUCGCUCUAUGGUCCGUUUCGCGGAUCGCGAUGGUUUGCGUGAGGACCAUGACCAUUGAGCUGUUGUUUCACCACUGCUCCAAACCCAGGAAUUUUCUGUUUCCCUUCUACAAUCAUGGACGAGCUCCGCCUACGGGGACUUGGGCUUCUGGGCUGAUCUCGCGGCAGCACAUCGAGGCUCUUUAUGCUUUAGCCCCUUGGGAUAAUAUCAUAGUCCCAGUGAACCCGAUAUCAUUCACCAUGACUGGAUGGUAUCGUGAUAUGGGUCAUCGAUACCUGGAGCUUGAGUCUACUCAUCGACAAGCUCUGUGGGAAUCCACUCAUGCUUUCCCGAUUCCUCCGGCUCAAAGGCGAUCUGAACGGUUCAUGCAGACAUUCUGGCGCCAACAAAAACAACGCCGUUCUCGCUUUGGAGCGCGUUGGAAGAACUUCUUGAAGAUGAUACUCAGCGGCAUGAUCGCUGGCCACUGUGAUCUCGACAUCUUGCUAGAUCCCUUCUUCCUCCACUAUCCGCGCCCACAUGAAGACCGAGUUUGGUAUCCAGGGUUAGGACACUCUAACGACCCAGCUGACUUGCUAGAGGCGUUGGACAUGGCAGACCAAGAGGAUCCUUGGCGCAACCAGUUCCGUAACGCCUAUUGGGAUCAUCCCGGAUCGCAGAUCCCUCGUCUGCAGGACAAGUUCAAACCUGCUCCAUCGUCUUAG